Cajanus cajan (pigeon pea) is the source of this 2938-nucleotide messenger RNA. NCBI's taxonomy places the organism in Eukaryota, Viridiplantae, Streptophyta, Magnoliopsida, Fabales, Fabaceae. The record is from RefSeq and is a predicted model, not a curated record.
UUCGCUUUUCUACAAUCUGAAGUUAAUAGCAAAAGUGUGGCUAUUGGCUCGAAAUACAAUGAUACAGAGAGAGAAGCGCACGUGGUAAUGUUAAUGCAUGCCUUCCUACCUCUCGCUGUUCUCCUUUUCUUUUUCCUUUUACCAAACUGAGAAUGAUAUUAUUCAAAUACAAAUUACAAAAGGACUCACUCCACCUUGCCUUGCAUUGAGAUCACUGUCAUUUGCCUCUCUUCAUUAACAUUGGCUAAUGAGUUUAACUUCUCUUCUUGCCAUUUUGUUUCCACUGCAAUUGUUUGAUUUGCCUCCUCCUUACACUGUAUAGUUUUUUGGUCUUCCAAUACCCUUUUACUACUCAAAUUAAAUGGUCCAUUCCAGAAUCCAUUUUUCAUGCCAAUAAUGCACUGUUAGGAAUAUGUACGCUUUGGUGAAAGACCUUAACGUUAUGCGUUUCCAGCCAUAUUUCUUUACGAAGCCCAAAUAUUUCUUUCUGUUUCAUAGGUGUUAUUAGUUCUACUUUGAAAGUGCAUUUUUUUUUUCCGGGAAGAUUUUGGCAGUGGAAGGAUUUUAUUCAACGAUAUUUUAUUAUUAUUAUUUAGGGGGUUAGAGGGUGUCGGUCACUUGACGUAACUUGAGUUCAAAAUUAGAGAUUUUCAUAUAUAAUUAUUUACUUAAUUCCAAAUGGUAGAACUUCACCUUCAAUCCUGUGCUACUUUGGUGAAUGCCUCGGCAUUGUGUGGUAUAGAACAAGAAGUGAGGGGAGAUAGUGUCAAUGUUGUUGCUGAGAUUUCAGCUGAGUUAGAAAGGGAAAGGAAGAAGAAUGCGGAGCUCAUGGAGAGAAUAUCAAUGCUCGAAGCUCAGUUAAAAGAAAGAAACAAGGAAUCUCAUCAGGAAAAUCAUCAGCAUGAAGUUGCAAGAAGCUUAAAGAACAUCAAAAGGCAGAAGAUAGAAAUGGUAGAUGAUGGGAAAAAUGGGAGCAGUGUGAAAUGUGAAACUGCCCCCCAGUACAAGCCCGAUGCUGAAGGCAUUAAUAUUCCUAAGGAGAUUGAUCCAGCAAAGCGCUUAAUUAAUUGGAUGAGCAUGGACGAUGGCCAAAAUAUGUAUGCUGAAAAAUUUAAAGACUGCGACUCUGUUGCAGAUUUCAAUGAAACAGAUAGUGAUGAUGCAUGUGAUGAUAAUUUUGAUGAUGAUAUGGAUAAUAAUCGUAGACAUGAGGAAGUUGAUGACACAAAUGAAACGGUUAGUGAACAAAAAGGUUACCAUGUUGACGAGGCAUUAAAUACAACAUGCAUGGGAAACCUUUCUGGUGAUCAUGAAAAUAAAAAGACAAGUUGCAUAUUACUUGCUCCAUUAUCCGAGAAGAGUGAAGUCAAAACACACCAAGGGAAAGAAAUUAAGGAGAUAGCAACAAUUACAGCAGCACUUGAUGUCCCUUCCUCAGGACCUGCACGUACAUCACAGAAUAGAAAGCCUCUAAAGGUAGCUUUCUGCCCAAAAGAAGUUAAAAGGAUAAUCGAGUCUGAAGCCCUUUUACAAAAAAAUGCUCAGUCUCACACUAUAAGGAAAAUUUUAGUUUUUGCAUCACUUGGCAUAAGGCACGGAUGUGAGGAUAUGUACGAGCUGGACUUCAAUCAUUUUAGCAUUUUGAACAAAGGAGAACCAUAUGUGUCUUCAAGGAACCCUGGGGAGCAUGUUUUAUAUGAGAAUCCAGGUGUUCGGAGGAAAAUAUUUUUUCCAAAUCGAGAAAACCCCGUAUUAUGCCCUGUUCAGAUACUAGAAGAAGAAAGGGUCAUGCGUCCAUCUGAUGCUAGUUGUCCAUCAUGGUUAUUCUUGUGCAUUAAAUAUGGUGGAAGGACAAGAAAUCUUCCUCAAAAUGAAUAUGUGAGGCAGCGGAUGGGAAGAAACAAACUGAAGUCUUUUGGGCCACUUAUGUGCCGAAUGGCAAUGUUGGUUCAUAAUCGCAGUGGAAGCUUUUUCUUCAAGGCAUUGGGUAUCACACUCCUGUUUAUGGCAGGAUUUCCUGAUGAUCUAGUUCAGAGAGAAACAAAAUACCGUAACUUGGACUUACUUCAGAAAUAUUACAGAACUGAUGAGGAUGCUGAGGGGGAGGAGUUGUUUCUUCCAAAUUCAAUCGCAUGUGACAAUCAGGGUACUCAUGAACCCCACAAUUUAACUAAAAAGACAGUUGCUGCAAAAUCCAAGGGAAGAAAGCACACUAAUGCAAUCAUCAAGUCACAUAAUUCACAAAAGACCCCAUCUCAACAGGCAAAACCAACAAGUUCAGCAGCCACUCAAUUUGGUUUAACUGGCUAUUCUUCUGCUUACACAUAUGCAAUGGCAGCAUUUCAUUCAAUGCCAUCUCAGAUCUCUUCGCAAGACACUUCUCACAUGCCAAAUCUAGCUCUUGCCACUUCCAGUACUAAUAAUCAUUCUAUGCUGCCACCUCAGCCAGCAAAUACAUUUGUACCAGUUAUGUAUUGGCCUCCACCAAAUGCAUUUUUUCCUGGACCCUAUCCUUCCACAUAUGGAUACCACUCUUUUCCUUCUGCGGGAAAUUACAUGUCAUUCCAAACACAGCCUCAUUACAAUCACCCAAACAUGUUAGAAGGCAGUGGAAAGAAUGAUUUAGCAUCUGAUGAAAGUGACAGUGACUCUGAUAGCAGCAAUUCAGGGUGUAGCGAGAGUAAGGAGAGACCGGCAUUUCACAAAUAAUGGACUCAUUGCUACAAUGACACGCCAUAACAUAAACCAUGUACUUGCAAUGUAAUCAUUUUGUAGAUGAUUGAAGUGGCAUCAUGCAUAGAUUUUUUGUGCAGCUUGUGACUAAAACUUAUGUGUCUUAAUGUGAUUAUGAAUCUCUGAUAUAUAUUGAACACUCAUUUCCUCCCGGAAAUACAAUCCGAGGGUUGUUCCAAUUUCUCAAGGAUGUUUGGUUUUUCAA